UGUGUCAGUCGGUUUGCGGAUCAGUAUCGGAUCAGUUGAGUUGACCACCAAUCCGGCGAAGAUUGGGCGAUCAUGCUGAACGGAAAAUUCUACACGGGCCUGCCGCCCAAAAUGGUGGAGCGCCAGGCGGUGAAGGUGUGCAAUCGCCAGGAGUCCCACUUCUUCUGGCCAGACGAUUCCCGAGCGGAUUCCGCGGUGGAAACCCGGGCAAAGCGGAGAAACAGCCAGCAACUGGAGAAGCCUGUGGAUGGGAUUGCCUCCAAUCACAAUGCAUCCGCUGAAGUGGACACACGGCGAAUGUUUCACAAGGAGUUCGCCAGCUCAUCCAUACAGUUCUACGAUAAUCUGCAGUCCAAUCCUGCUAAUAAGCCUUCCGCGGCAAGGGGCUUACGCAGGGAAAUAACCCCAAAGCUAACUGAAGUGAGACCCCAGGAAUCGGAUAGCAAAACUGAGAACACCAGCACUAACAGUCGUCGCCAGCAGGCUUACAGCUCCAAGAUCCAAUUCUACGAUUACGUGAACGAAGCAGAUAAGCUGACCCAAAAUAAUGCCAGGCGACCCCAAAUGGACUUCAAUGACAAGCGCGAAGUGGAGCUGAACUCCAAGAACAGUCCCAAGCUGCAGGUCAAAAGAAAUGUGCGCAGUUUCAGCGUGGAGCUGGAACCCAAGGUCACCAAGAAGCCUCUCAACGACAGUCCCGAGUGGCGGCGGCCGCGUCCACUGCCCCUGCCCAAACGGAUACUCAAGCAGGCGGCACAGGAGCAGGAUCCCUACGAGCACGUGGAAAGUCGAGUCCGAAGAUUGCAGCUAACCAGGAGUCCCGGGCUGCCCAAAAAGCAUGUGACCUACAACGAGGAGGCUGCAGAGUACGCCUACUACGACGAUCGGGAGGCUCGGGAGGAUCGCGAGGAUCGCGAGGAUCGCGAAGAUCGGGAGGAUCGAGAGGAGCACACCUACGAAAGUCGCCCCCGUCAGCAGCGAAAUAUGCCGACAGGAAGUCGCCAGCACCAGCAGCAGCAGCAACGCUCUUUUAUGGAAACCAGUCGGACCAAGCCAUUAAAUAACAGCAAUAAUUAUGAGGCCAACGGCAGGGGCAGGAAAAUCUUGCCAAAAAUGCCACAGACCAAACAAUCCGGAGUGGCACACACGCACACCAUCGAUGAGGAGCCCCCCGUGCCCCCCGUGCCCUCUGACCCCCGCAAACACCUGCGCAGCAGCCUCUGCUUCAGCGGCGACGCUUUGAUGGUGGGCGGCACGGCGUCGCAGUCGCCGUCGACUGCGCAGGCGCGGCGCAGCUCAGCGGGGCAGAGAGUGAGCGUGGGUCUGCCGGACUGAGAGCUCCCAUUCGCAUGUGCACUUGGUGCAGCUACACAGGGAGAAAUGCAGUCGAGUUCGAAAUCAAGAGGAGGAAGCUGAAGCGUUGCAGCAUUGAGUGCGUAAAGUAAGGCAGCCAUUGUACAAGAAUUGUGUCAAAUGCGAAUUGACAAUCAUGAGGAUGAAAUAGUGUUGCAAGUAUUUCUCUGUGCAGCAGAAGCAGCGACAACAUCUGCAGCACAACAGCCACAUCCGCAGCAAGCUGAUGCGACAGCAGCAGCGUUUCAACCAUUUUUAGUUUUUACUUUUACGAUCACCUACAAAUCUUCGAACUCACCCACAUGCGAAUGAAUGAGUCGGCUUUUGUGAUUUCUGAGCGGUUGAAUAUACAUAAACAAACCUUGAUCUUGACUAACUUGUGAGCGAUGCUGUAUGUAUUAAUUUAGCUUUUAAAGCCAACGCAGAAUAAUCUAUAAUUAUAAUAGUAGAGAUAUGCUAAUAAACUGAUACCUAUAUAUAACCAAAUAAAUGUCGU
This is a messenger RNA of Drosophila erecta, 1849 nucleotides long. RefSeq lists its product as uncharacterized. The transcript has a single exon. The record is from RefSeq and is a predicted model, not a curated record. The coding region runs from base 73 to 1335 and encodes 420 amino acids. NCBI's taxonomy places the organism in Eukaryota, Metazoa, Arthropoda, Insecta, Diptera, Drosophilidae.